Molecule: messenger RNA, 1302 nt
Organism: Bipolaris sorokiniana ND90Pr
Lineage: Eukaryota; Fungi; Ascomycota; Dothideomycetes; Pleosporales; Pleosporaceae
Exons: 2
Coding region: 339-1280 (313 amino acids)
Biological process (GO): catechol-containing compound metabolic process
Molecular function (GO): catechol 1,2-dioxygenase activity; ferric iron binding
Source: RefSeq, a predicted model, not a curated record
CUCGGAUAUUUGCUAUCCCUGGCGUAAACUCCUGUCGGUACUUUGCACAGCAUCACUCUACGACCCCACCAUCCAAUAUUGUCCCGUGCCGCGCUGUGGCGAGUACAUAUCUGUCGACAACUUGGUAGCUAUCUGCAUCUGGUUUGCGCUGGUGUGCAUAAGAGCCGCCGAUAUGUUGCCGGUUGGCGGGUCUUGAUCACGUUUCAUUAUUUGCUAUCAGCUUACUUACUUCGGAGUUGGUCUCGCCAUGCAAAGCAAUUGCAGCACUUAUUUGAAGACGCCACAUCUCUUGAUCUGCAUACACUAGCAUUACAUACUAUACAAACCACCAAGACAAGAUGAGUGAAAGAAAUUCAGCAGUAUCUGGUAACAAGGAACACAAGUUCAACCCAAACUUUACGGAUGCAGUGAUCAAUGCGACAGGGCCCAAUGCUACUCCUAGGGUCCGACAGCUCGCGGCGGGGUUGAUACGGCAUCUGCACGAUUUCGCGAGAGAGAAUGAGCUCACAGUUGAUGAGUGGAUGGCAGGUGUACAGCUGAUGAACGAAGCAGGUCGCAUGUCCGACUCUAAACGCAAUGAAGGUCAGCUGAUUUGCGAUGUUCUCGGCCUUGAGUCUCUUGUCGAUGAGAUAACGUACAAGCUCGCUUCCACAGCUGCAGAUGAACCUACCGCUACCGCUAUCUUGGGCCCCUUCUACCGAGAAAACGCACCGGAGCUACCCAUGGGGUCUUGUAUCGUUUCAAAGGAAAUUAACGAACAAGGCGACCGUACUUGGAUGCAUGGAACAGUUACCGACCUCAAAACCGGAGAGCCCAUUGAAGGUGCAGUGGUAGACGUCUGGCACACGGCACCAAAUGGCCUGUAUGAACAGCAGGAUCCCAAUCAACCAGAUAUGAACCUUAGGGGAAGGUUCACAACUGGAAAGGAUGGGACGUAUAGCUUUUACUGUUUACGGCCUGUGCCAUAUCCUAUUCCUUUCGAUGGUCCGGCCGGAAAGGUUCUACAGGCGCUUGACAGGCACCCAAUGCGACCGGCACAUAUACAUUUCUUGCUUACGGCGCCUGGCUACAAGCCUAUUGUUACGCAAAUUUUUGACCGCAAGAGCAAGUACCUUGACGAUGAUGCCGUCUUUGCAGUCAAGGAUUCACUCGUUGUAGACUUCAAGCCUUUCGAGGGUGAUCCGAAAGCAGAUUUUGAGCUGCCGUAUGACUUUAAGAUGGCAAGCUUCAAGGAUGCGGAGAAACACUCCGUUGCGGGGACGACAGAGGAAAGUGCCUAAGUACAACAAUGAAAACAUGCUC